AUGCUCAAGCGCCUUGCCGGGCUGGGAGCUGCGAGCGCCGACAAGUCCACAACCAACACAACCGCAAACACCGACUCGGACGAUGCUCAGACGCCCGCUCCACCCCCUGCCUACGAUGCCACGGUCGGUGACCAGCAGGCUGCGACCGAAGACGAGGCUGCCAACCUAACCGCCGCAUUUGAGAACCUGACCCUGACCAAUGCGCCCUCGCACCCCAGCCCCGAGACGUGUCUGGCCCAUCUGAAACUGCUCUUCGCCAUCCAGUGGAUGAAGGAAGACGUCGGCUUUACCGACGGACUCUGGGGCCUCUGGGAUGCCCGCGCCGGGCCGGUCAGCCCGGCACUGAAGGGCCGGCCGGAGAAGGAGAAGGCCAAAGAGCAGGGGGAAGAGGAGAGGGCGCCAGAGCCGAGCAUCGAGGAGAAGAUCAACAACAAGAACCUCGAGAACCUCAGCCGCAUCAGGGAGAAGCGAUGGGCCAUCUUCGUGGCCAGGGCCGUCUUCCGCUACGAGGUGUGGUGGAAGUUGCUGUCCAAGACCAUCCACGAGCACCGGCUGUCUCAGCGCGACAUCGAACACGGUCGCCCCGAUUAUAUCAACUUCCCGACCGACGUGAACGCCGUGUUGACCUGGACUGAGGACAUGCUGCCGCCGCUUGAUGUCCUCAUGGUCUGGCACACCCAUAUGCUGAACCCCCGCGCCUUCCUCGAAGACGCCAUGCUUUCGGGACUCCGACGAUUCUGGGUCACCGGGAUGCCGUGGGAUCUCAUCAACAAGGCCAUCGACACCGACUUCAACUACACCGUCUCGGAUGGCUGCAAGGCCCGCUGGACCCAGCAGACCGGGCUCGCCUGGGACAACGUCGACGGCAGGCUGACGAGGACCAUCAGAUGCCCCCGUUGUAAUGGCCGGGUGAGAAUCCCCUGGACCACUUGCGGCCGCGCCGAAGACUACCAGGAUCCCGAGCCGCCCGUCCUCACCGGCACCGGCUACGGCGACAGCAACUUGGAGCACCUCUGCACAGCCUGCGGCACCGUCAUUCGCAGGGAGCUCCUGUCGGUCGCCAACUUCGUCGCCGACACCAAGGCCCUGCUUGGCUCCAUGAACCGGCCCAUGCCGGGAACGGUGCUAGAUCCCAAGACGGGCACACCGGCCGGCCCGUUGAUGCAAGGGCGCGUAGUACGGAAGGCGGCACACUCGUUCCCGAACAGGCUGCUGAAAAGCGGAUGCAACUCGAUCAGGAGCCGCAUCACGGAGUUGAUGAGCUCCGGCGCCACGCCCGACCCGACGAUGGCGCUUGUUCGCCGAGAGAUCGAGGCCGUCCUCGCCGAGCGGACCAACAUCCGGCAGAUCGACGGCGUGUCGACGGUCGGGCGGUACGCGCUGCCGGCCGAGUCGCGCAUCGCCAUCCGCAAGAUGAUGUCGCGGUACUGGCAGAACUGCAGCAUGUUCGCCGUCGAACUCUGCGGCGCCGUCAUGCGGCAGGGUAUCUUCGUCGAGAAGAUGUGCAAGCUGGACUGGUUGCACAGCCCGUCGGCGCGCGCCACCAUGGUGCGCCUGCUGCACAAAUACGUCCGCUUCAUCGAGAUCAUGCGCAAGAGGCCGAACCAGAUUGUCGUGCCCACGCUGGACGUCGACCUCGCCUGGCACACGCACCAGCUGAGCCCGAGCCGCUACUACAUGUACACGGUCGCGAAGACGGGGCGGUUCAUCGACCACGACGACAAGAUCGACGAGAACACGCUCAGCAAGCAGUUCGAGUGGACCAGCAAGGUAUACCAGGAGCUGUACGGCGAAGUGUACAGCGCGUGCACCUGCUGGUAUUGCGAGGCGAUCCGCUCCGCGCACAUCAGCACCGUGGGCAGCGCCCUCGGCCUGUCCAAGCAAGCAAAGAUAGCCGAAUCCUUCCACAACACGGGUGCCGCCGCUCUGCACCCGCCUUCUAUGUCAGCGCACAUCUCCGCACACAAUUCAGUCACCCUCCUCCCAGACCCGUCCGUGCCGCCCCCCACGGCCGCCCGCGUCGCCGCCCGCCUGGCCGCCGCGCACAGGAGGCGCCUGGACGCCGCCUACGCGCGCGCCCGCGCCCGCGCCGAGAAGAAGGGCCGCCCGACGCUGCCGCCGCGCCGCGACGACGCGCUGGUCUACGACCACUGGGGGUAUCCCUACGUCUACGCCGCGCCGUACGCGUAUCCGCUGUGGUGGACGCCCGGGAUCUACGGCGCCUGGUAUCCCGGCUACGUGGUCAUGUGCGCCAGCGGCGCGUGGGGGAACUGCGUGUCGGGCACGUGCGGCGGCGGCGUGGCUGCCGGCGCUUGUGGUGGGCCUGGGGGCUGUGGUGGAGGUGGGGGCGGCGGCUGCGGAGGCGGCGGUGGAUGUGGAGGUGGUUGUGGCGGCGGUUAG
Messenger RNA from Thermothielavioides terrestris NRRL 8126, 2400 nucleotides. RefSeq lists its product as uncharacterized. Lineage: Eukaryota; Fungi; Ascomycota; Sordariomycetes; Sordariales; Chaetomiaceae. Bases 1 to 2400 code for a protein of 799 amino acids. The record is from RefSeq and is a predicted model, not a curated record. The transcript is spliced from 7 exons.